Molecule: messenger RNA, 879 nt
Organism: Fopius arisanus
Lineage: Eukaryota; Metazoa; Arthropoda; Insecta; Hymenoptera; Braconidae
Exons: 1
Coding region: 1-879 (292 amino acids)
Source: RefSeq, a predicted model, not a curated record
AUGGCUAAGCAUAACAGACGCAUGAGAAAAACUCCCAUCCGUGUGCCUGUAUCUAACGUUCUACCAUUCAAUAAUGCAACCCUCAAAGUACUAUUAACGAAUGUUCACGAAUCCCCCUCUCUCAUUGCACUAGCACGAGUAUCAGUGGAAGUGGCAGAAUGCUGUAUGCACGAAUAUCGCACUAAUGUCAAUACGACUGAUGUAUUGAAAAUAGCUGAAGCCACUACCUCCAAUCAAUUACUUUGGAAGAAAGAAAGACAGUUUCGUAUAACUGGUAGUCGAUGCUAUUCUCUUUACACCUAUUCGAAGGAUAAUUGGGCUGAAAAAGCCUCUAAUUACUUCUGGCCAUGUGAAUUUUCAAAUAAGUUUGUCAAGCAUGGAUUAAAAAUGGAACCUAGAGCAAGAAUGUUAUACCAAGAGUGGAAAAAUUGUGAUGUAUUCUGUUGUGGACUCAUAAUUUCUCAGAAUAAUCCUUGGCUCGCUUAUUCUCCUGAUGGAAUCGUAAUGCAAGCCCAAAAGCCUUGUACGUUAAUAGAGAUAAAAUGUCCAUGGGAUCUGCCAGAUUUAUUACCUGAAACUUUGUUAGAAUGUUGUAAUUAUCUCAUCUAUAAGGAUAAAAGGCUUCAGUUAAAACAAAAACAUAGUUAUUAUGGUCAAGUACAAUUUGGACUUGCAUUACUGAAUCUCAAAGCAUGUGAUUUUGUUAUUUACUCCGAUAAAGUUAAUGGUAUCGCGGUAAUACCAGUAACUUACGAUGAAUCUUUCGCAACUAAUUUGUUGACAAAAUUGAAAAGUGUUUAUUUUGAAAAAAUGUUACAUGUUAUUUGUCAGAAAAAUGAACAUGACAAUUGUUGUGUGAAAAAAAUGAGAAAGUCAUGA